This is a messenger RNA of Quercus lobata, 2239 nucleotides long. RefSeq names its product TMV resistance protein N-like. The record is from RefSeq and is a predicted model, not a curated record. Gene Ontology annotation, molecular function: ADP binding; nucleic acid binding; zinc ion binding. The transcript is spliced from 5 exons. Lineage: Eukaryota; Viridiplantae; Streptophyta; Magnoliopsida; Fagales; Fagaceae. Bases 182 to 2239 code for a protein of 685 amino acids. Gene Ontology annotation, biological process: defense response.
AUUUAUCCAAGACAUUGUGGAGCUGAUAUUGCAUAAAUUGCACUUGAAAUUCUCAGUCAAUACAAAUAGCUUUACCUAUAAACAAAAAAAAGAAAGCAUUACCAAAAACUUGGUAGGAAUAAAUUUUUUAGUGGAUGAAUUAAUCAAUUCAUAUUUACUUCUCCCUAGGAACAAUGUUUACAUGAUUGGGAUUUGUGGUAUGGGGGGACUUGGAAAGACAACUCUUGCUAGAGUUUUUUAUGAGAUGUGUUCUAAUCAUUUUGAAGGUUCUAGCUUCAUUGCUAAUGUUAGGGAAGUUAAUGAAAAAAAUGGUUUGCUUCCAUUACAAAAGCAGCUACUUCAACAAAUUUUGGAGGAAAGAAAUAUAGAAGUAUGCAAUGUUUACGAGGGAGUUAACAUGAUCAAGAAUACGCUACAUCAAAAAAAAGUUUUACUUGUCCUAGAUGAUGUUAAUGAAUUGGACCAAUUAGAAAACUUGGUCGGAGAGCAUGACUGGUUUGGAUCGGGGAGUUGGAUUAUCAUAACGACUAGAGACAAACAUUUGUUGGUCCAACACGGAGUGGAUGAAGAUAAAAUAUAUAGCCCUAAUACAUUAAAAGAUGAAGAUGCUCUAAAACCUUUUUGUUCAAAAGCCUUCAAAAAAGAGCAACCCGAAGAAGGUUUUGUAAACGUCUCCUAUAGAGUUGUAAACUAUGCCAAAGGCCUUCCAUUAGCUCUUAUAGUUUUGGGUUCCUUUUUGGCUAAAAGAACAAUUGACAUAUGGGAAAGUGCAUUGGAGAGUUUACAAAAAAUCCCGAACAAAAAAAUAGUUGAUAUACUCAAAGUAAGUUAUGAUGGACUAGAGGAAAUGAUGAAGGAGAUAUUCUUGGAUAUUGCGUGUUUCUUUGGAGGGGGGAGCGUAUACAAAGUAAUGGAGAUAUUAGAGAAUUGUGGAUUUGAUGCGCGAAUCGGUGUAAGUGUUCUUAUGGAUAAAUCCCUCGUAACCAUAGAAUUCGGGAAAUUGUGGAUGCAUGAUCUAUUACAAGAAAUGGGUAGAGAAAUUAUCCGUCGAGAAUCACCUGAAGAGCCUGGAAAGCGUAGCAGGUUAUGGCUUCGUAAGGAUUUGCUUCAUGCAUUGACAAAUAAUACAGCAACAGAAGCAAUUCAAGCCAUAUACCUAAACUCUCUUGGAGAGGAAAGUCUCCACAACAUUGAAGUCUCUCCUAAAGCUUUGUCAAAGACAUAUAACCUUAGAUUGCUUAUAAUUGAUGGAGCGCACAUCCCAAAUGGACUCGAUUAUCUUUCUAAUAAUCUAAGAUAUCUUUAUUUGUUUGGCUAUUCUUCAAAAUGUUUACCAUCUAGUUUCCAACCAGAAAAACUUGUUAAACUUACUUUACUGAUGAGCGGAAUUGAAUAUCUUUGGGAAGGAAUAAAGUAUUUGGACAAGUUGAAGUACAUUGAUCUUAGUGGUUCUGAGAAACUUAUUUGGACACCUGAAUUCAGCGGGAGCCUUGAGAGACUCCGUCUUGGGGGUUGCAUUAAUUUGGUUGAGAUUCACCCAUCCAUUGGGAAACUCAAUGGAAAAGGGGUCUCUUGGCCACAAACAUCACCUUCACUCGUGCCCCUUUCUGGGUUCAAAUCUGGGGCCUGCUGUUCGAAAACUUAUUAUGUUGGAAAAGAUUUAGGCAACAGCUUGGGACACUAUCUUGAAACGAAUAAACGAAUGUGGCUAACGGAGCAAGCUAGAUUUCUAAGAAUCAGAGUUGAUAUUCCUCUCAAUAAGCCUCUUCGCCGAGGAGGUAAUAUUCUCAACCUUGACGGGGAGAAAACCUGGGUAAAUUUUAAAUAUGAGAGGCUACCCUCUUUUUGCUAUGUUUGUGGUUUCUUGGGUCAUGAUGAAAAGCAUUGCCCAAACUUUUCUUGUAACCCGGAUUCUCCCAAGCAAUAUGAAGAAUGGCUGAGGGCAACAGGCAGCCAGAAAAGCAGUGCGGAUAGGCAAAAAUCUUCAAAUAGCUGGAGUUUUGAAGAUGAACAAUCAGGCCGUUCAAGUGGAAGAUCGGCUUCGACAAUGACAAAUCCAUCAGAUUCCACCUCCAAACUAGGGGCACCUUCGGAAAUUCAUGAAAAGAACAGUGAAAGUUCAAAAUUCAAACUCUCCCAGUCAGACCUCACCUCACGUGACAAGAAGGGGGCUAUAGGCUCAGGUUUUGAAGCUAUGGAUGUGGUUUCUGAAGUGGACCGCACCUCAAAGUCUCACUAG